GAGAACCAUAAGAAUGAACAGAAGAGUCAAGUGUUAUUCCACGUUUUGUUGUGAUGAGAAUAGUUGUCUUUUGAUAGUGAGGAAAAGGAUUUAUAUCUCCUAGUCCAAUUCCCGACUGAGAGUGAAGGGUAACCACGGGGAACGAGUGACUGAAUGUGCUCACGAAUUCAUGGAUACUUGGCUAAAACUCAAAUAUAAAGCACCGUGAAACCAAAAUGUGACGUCACAAAAACGUCAUAAACUUACGCGAACGCCCACAACUUUAUCAAGCCCACCGCUCACGAUGACCGACGUGGGCGUAGAUGGUGGUCGCUGUGUGGGCGGCAGUAAAGGAGGAAGAGGUGUGGGAAAUGGGCUGAGCUUAUUAGAAGGAGAUUCGUGGGAAACGAAAGCUAACGAACUCUUUAAUCUAUGCGAUCGAGAAAGUAAAGGCUUCAUCACCAAACGUGACCUGCAGAGGCUGUGGGGGGAGCUCCCUCUGGGUCCGGACGAGUUGGAGGGCGUGUUCGAUUCCCUGGACGAAGACCACAACGGCUUCCUCUCCCUUGAGGAGUUCACUGACGGAUUCGGUCGACACCUUGGCUUGACAGUACAGUUCAGAGCAGACGAAGAGCCUCUCCUGACCUCCGGAGCCACGAUCGAGGACGAGAAUGUAAACGAGGACGAUGAUGAUGCCACGGAUCUCUCCAAGGAACAGCUGGAUUACCUCCUCGAUAGACUCCUCGAGCAGGACCUGGAGAGCAACUCGGCAGUGGUGGAAGCUGUGUGGAGACAGGUGUGCGGCACGAGGACAGGUGUGGAGGAGGUGGAAGACGGGGGCGAGGGAGGAGGAGGAGGAGGAGGAGGACAAGGUGACGUCUCUCCCUCCCACGGUGCUGGGAUAGGACGUCUCGUGGUGGCACUCAUGCAGGAGCUGACUAGGAUGAAGCACGAGCACACGCGGCUGGAGGCUGCUCUGGCGGCCAAGGCGGAAGACUACAACAAGCAGGUCUCGAAGUUGUACGAAGAGCUAGAGUGCCAGAUCAGCGGAGAGAGGUCAAAGGUGGCACUCGAGCACAGCCAGAAGGAGGCGCGCGCACUCGCUAGCUUGGAGGGUGAGGUAGCAGAGAGGGAGGCGGCGCUACGGAGCCUGGAAGACGAUCAGCUGAAGAUGAGACAGAGGCUUGAGCAGGUCCUGGCAGCUGAGACCGCAGCUCGAAGCGAAAAUUCGUUCCUCUCGCAACAUGUGGAGAAGCUCGAGGCCGACUUGAACCGCCGCGAAUCCGAAGUGCAUGAGCUACAGUCCGCCCUCGACGCCCUCAAGCAUAAGACUAAGGAGGAGAAACGCAAGAGAGCAAACCAAGCCUUCAAGGUGACCGAGGGCAUCGCGAGGGAGAGGGAGAGCCUGGUGACGCAGCUGGACCUCCUUCGCUCCAUCAACACGCAGCUGAGGGACGAGCAGGACCAGGCCGGCGGUCCGCACAGCCACCUGCGUCGAAGGGGCAGAGAGGGCGGGGGCGGCUUUGGUAGCUCUGGCUCCUCAAGCUCCGCCUCCACGCCAACGUCGACCAAUGGCUUGGCAGGAAACAGCAGCGUCUUGUCCCAAUCGACGACGGAGGGCGGAGUUAAAGUUGAGAUGACCCCGCCCACUGGCACCCGACCGAUACCGCCCAGUCACCUCCCUCUCCUACCUAGCCCCGCCCAUUGCCUUUCUCUACCUCCAGGUGCGUGGUCACCGUCCAACCGAAGCAGCGACUGUGAACACGAUGAAGAUUAUUUCAACAGUGUAGCCAUAGGCGUAGGCCCGCCCAUGCCGCCCUUGGAGAGCACCACGCCCCUAGAGCAAAGUCUCCUGAGGGAGUUGCUGGAGCAGCCCGUUCUCUGCGCAUCGUGCGGGGGAACCAAUCCUGCCGCGAUAGGUACUGUGGGAGGAAACUCUCCCACGCACGCUCUUCUCCACCGUAAGGACUCCAUGACCCAGACUCCUUCUCCCACCUCCGCCUCCUCCCCCUCUCGCCUCCCCCCAACCCCCGCCCCACGAAGGGUCGAUUCCUCUUCCAACACGGAUUCAACGGAGAAAGAGGAGGACGAAAGGGAAGAGGAAGAGGAGGAAAAGGAAGAGAGUGACACGUUGUUAGAAGUCGGUGUGGAUGGAAGGUGUCUUUGUGAGAGACGCGACAGCCAGUCCUCCGUGAGCUCUCAGCACUCCGCCACCAUCCUCAUCUACCACCCAGGCCGUCGCUCUUCCUCGCCCGACGCCCACCCGUCUGACGCCCAGGACUCUCCCGCUGGCCCCGCCCACCCUCCUCUCACACGCACCCCCGCCAUCAACCAGAAACUCAUGCAGAGCACCCCGCCCAGGCCCAGACACUCCAACCUCGGCGUUCGGUUUUCGGACGAGCUUGAAGUGCAGUUCUUUGAGACCGGUGAUGGAGACGGUAGCUCCCGCGUUGUCAGGAAGCAAAUGGUUGACCUCGCUGUUGGAUCGGGAAUUGAGUGCACAUCGGGUCACGGAGGUUCGAAGGGGUCCGGUACCGGGUCAUGCGGACUUCCAUGCGAAAACAUUGCCGAUGGAGAUGGAACUUCACAUGAUAUCAGCGCCAGUGCGGUAUGUAAAGGGUGGAACGGACUGAAUAAAUGCGUCGCCGGAGAUUCAACGGGACCAGACUUCGAAACCGGCAGAGGACGUGGAAGUUCAGAGACAGCGAAAUCCAACGGCCUCUCCAGGGGCGACGGAGCGGGAGAUUGCAAAACUUCGUCUGACGAAAAACAAAGUGAUAAGGACGACGCCAACGACUGCAGCAGCAUCAGAGCCAACGACAACACCAGCAAUAACGACAACAAGUACAACUACACCAACGGCAACGACAGGAACCACCAUGGCAACAGUCGCGACGAAGACGACGCCACUCAGCCAACGCACAUCCUCAACCUGCAGGAACUCGAGCCAAGAAUGACGCAACACCUCAAGCUGCAUUACAUGAGGCCAGUCUUUACCCUCGAAGGCAGACGGUUUGUUUCAGAAGGCCAGGGAGAAAUGCUGAGAGAGGAAAUGGAGAAGGAGAGAGGAAGACGAAACGAGGAAGAAUGUUACAUAAAGGGAAGUCCAGAAUGUCUGGAUUUCCAUCAUUCAGAAUCUCAAUUUUCGAGUUUCUCAGCUCUUAUGGGCGAGGAUGGGAGGAGAGUGGCGGACAGCGUGGACCACAAGAAAGAGAAAAACAACAACGAAGUCCAGGCCCUCGUGACGUCACUAAACGGGAAGGAGGAACAAGAAGAAAAGGCAAAAGAGGAAGAAGACUUAAAGAAGAGCGAAAGGAGAAUGGCAAAACCCCCUCCCGUUCCAGGCCCCCCUCGUAUGUUCAAAGUCGUUCUCAUUGGCGACUCCGGGGUGGGGAAAACCUCCUAUAUACACAGGGCGUGCACGGGAGAGUUCAGAGGAGACUUUGGGUGCACUGUGGGCGUGGAUUACCGUGUCCUGGAAGUGUUGGUGGGCGGCGUGAGGGCGGUCUUGCAGCUCUGGGACACGGCCGGUCAGGAGCGCUUUCGGUCUAUCACUCGGCAGUAUUACAGGAAAGCUGACGGCGUCGUGGUGAUGUAUGACGUCACGAACGAACAAUCUUUUCUUAGUGUCAACGACUGGCUUACGUCAGUGAAGGAAACAGCAGGUGCGGACGUGAGCGUGGCCGUGCUGGGCAACAAGUGCGACCUGGCAGCUGCUCGGCGAGUUCCGAAAGACAUCGCAUACAAGAUGAUUAAGAGCCACAACUGCCUGAUGUACGAAGUGAGCGCAGCCUCGGGCAACGGAGUCCCAGAAUCUAUCAAGCAUCUGGCUGCUCUCUUGGCCACUCAGCAGGAACACGACCUGGUCACCAGCACGGCUCUCAACCUCCACAGCGAGGAAAAAAAGAAGAAAUUCUGUUGUCGAGAAUGAGUUAGAAUUCAUAUUUUUAAUUUUGUAGAAGUGUUUUUUUAUUAUAAUUAUUAUUAUUUUCCUUUUUUUUUUUCGUUUAAGAGGGGAAGGUGGGUAUUUAUUUUCCAAUGUUGUCGUUCUUUUCGUUUUACUUUUCGUUAUAUUACGUUGUGAUUUGUUGAUUCUCGGACAUGUUUGUAAGUUAAUUUUUUUAAACAGAUUUAUUAUUAUUAUUUUUUCGUUCUGUUUUAAUUAUAUUUGUCAUAUCUGUGAGUGGAAAAAAGGUGGAUGUAAUGUAACAGUGGUGAUGAUAAUAAUGAUAAUUAUGAUAAUGAUAAUAAUAAUAAUAAUAAUAAUAAUAAUAAUAAUAAUAAUAAUAAUAAUAACAAUGAUAAUAAUAAUAUUCAUGAUAGGAAUAAUAAUGAUAAUAAUCAUAAUCAGUAAUAAUAAUGAUAGUAAUAAUGAUAAUGAUGAUAAUUAUAACUGAUAAUAAUCAUGAUAAUGCUGAUUUAAAAAUAAUGGUAUUAAUAACUUCUCUCAUGUAGAGUAACUUGUUUGUAUCAUUUUGUAUAUCAUAUUCUAUUCAAACCAUCGAGAGUCGUGUUAUGGGGUCCACAAGAAAUAGACAUUAAUUUAUUUUAAGAAACUAUAAGGCCCCUACGUCCUCCCCUGAUGAAUGUUUAUGUUGAAUUCUAGACGAGAUAUGACGACAAUACGUAAGAUAUAUAACGUAAAAAAAAAAAAAAAAAUGAGUGUAAACUGUAGUUGUUUCAAACUCCUCUAAAGAAUAUCUAUUCAUGAAAAAAAAAAAAAAACUAAAUCAUCACGACUCAUCACUUGUUGCUGGUGUUAAGAUUUUCAUUAUCAUUGAUGUUAUUAUCAUUAUGGUAUUACUAUUGUAUCACCAUUCCAUUGUCAUUUUCAUUUUCACUAUUAUCAUUACUAU
Messenger RNA from Penaeus chinensis, 4835 nucleotides. RefSeq lists its product as uncharacterized. The record is from RefSeq and is a predicted model, not a curated record. The transcript is spliced from 19 exons. Bases 284 to 3910 code for a protein of 1208 amino acids. NCBI's taxonomy places the organism in Eukaryota, Metazoa, Arthropoda, Malacostraca, Decapoda, Penaeidae. Gene Ontology annotation, molecular function: calcium ion binding; GTPase activity; GTP binding.